Messenger RNA from Hemicordylus capensis (graceful crag lizard), 2880 nucleotides. It is a transcript of the gene AGFG1, whose product is annotated as ArfGAP with FG repeats 1. Gene Ontology annotation, cellular component: cytoplasmic vesicle. NCBI's taxonomy places the organism in Eukaryota, Metazoa, Chordata, Lepidosauria, Squamata, Cordylidae. Bases 438 to 2237 code for a protein of 599 amino acids. The record is from RefSeq and is a predicted model, not a curated record. The transcript has 15 exons. Gene Ontology annotation, molecular function: GTPase activator activity.
GAAUCCUCCCGGGCAAAAGGGGGCGCUGCUCGACGCCCUCGGAGGCACGAGCCCGGGUUUUCGCCGAGCCCGCGGCGCUCCUCUCCUCGUUGACUGUGGGAAAGGUGUCGCGCAGGGUUCCGGCUCGGCUCGUCAUUCAGCCGCCCCGGGCCCGGCUCCGCCGACCCCAUUCUUCCCUGCCCUGCCUUUCCCACCCCUUCCGUUCUUCGUCAGUUGGUCUGGGGGUGCGCGCGCGCGCGCCGGGCACGGGCCCAGGCCUUGCCUUGCCUCGCCUCGUCCUCGCCUGCGCCGCCCUCCUUGACUUCCUCCUGCCGCGCCUCAGGCGGGACGGUACCAGCCUCCCCCGCUCAGGCUCCCCCGCGCCUCCCUCUCUCCUCCUGCUGCCCGGUCGGCGUGAGAGGGCCGGGGCCCGGCUCGCUCCUCCACCGGCGGCAGCCAUGGCGGCGAGCGCCAAGCGGAAGCAGGAGGAGAAGCACCUGAAGCUGCUGCGGGAGAUGAGCAGCCUGCCACCCAACCGCAAGUGCUUCGACUGCGACCAGCGCGGCCCCACCUACACCGACAUGACGGUGGGCAGCUUCGUGUGUACCUCCUGCUCCGGCAUCCUGAGAGGUUUAAAUCCACCUCACAGAGUGAAGUCUAUUUCUAUGACUACAUUCACACAACAAGAAAUAGAAUUUCUGCAGAAACAUGGGAAUGAAGUGUGUAAACAGAUUUGGCUAGGUUUAUUUGAUGACCGAUCAUCAGCAAUUCCAGACUUCAGGGAUCCUCAAAAGGUCAAGGAAUUUCUACAAGAAAAAUAUGAAAAGAAAAGAUGGUAUGUUCCACCAGAACAAGCAAAAGUUGUGGCAUCUGUCCAUGCAUCUAUAUCUGGGUCUUCAGCUAGUAGUACAAGCAGUACACCUGAAGUCAAACCACUUAAAUCUCUCCUGGGAGAAUCUGCACCAGCAUUGCACUUAAAUAAGGGCACACCUACCCAAUCACCUGUUGUAAUUCGGUCUCAAGGGCAGUCACAAGAAAAGAAACAGUUUGAUCUUCUUAGUGACCUUGGUUCAGAUAUUUUUGCUGCUCCUGCUCCUCAGUCCACAGCUACAGCAAACUUUGCUAAUUUUGCACAUUUCAACAGUCAUACAGCGCAGAACUCUGCUAAUGCAGGUUUUGCAAACUUUGAUGCAUUUGGACAGUCUAGUGGUUCGAGUAAUUUUGGUGGUUUCCCCACAGCAAGUCAGUCUGCUUUUCAGCACCAAAAUACAGCGUUCAGAACGCUUUCAUCUAGCUGCAGUUUUGGUGAAUUUACUACUUCCGCUUUCCCUCUCCAGGCUGUUCGCAGUGGGAGCGCUGGAGCAGUGAAUGCUAACUUUGCACACUUUGAUAACUUCCCCAAAUCCUCCAGUGCUGAUUUUGGAGCCUUCAGUGCUUCUCAGAGCAACACAACUGCAGUCAGUAAAGCUGCAGUGAAUAAACCGAAUCUCCAGUCAGCAGAUAAAUACGCAGCUCUUGCUAAUUUAGAUAAUAUCUUCAGCACAGGGCAAGGUGGUAGUGAGCCAGGAAGUGGCUUCGGUGCUGUCAAUACAGCACCAGCAGGUCCUGCUGUGUCAGCCCCAAGUCAGCCAAGUGCAUCUUCAGACAAGUAUGCAGCUCUAGCAGAAUUAGACAGUGUGUUCAGCUCCACAGCAACCUCUAGUAAUGCAUAUACUUCCACCAGUAAUGUUAGCAGUAAUGCUUUUGGAACAUUGCCAGUGGGUGCUAAUACACAGACACAACCUGCAUCAUCGAGUGUGCCUGCUCAGUUUGGAGCAACACCUUCCACAAAUCCUUUUGUGGCUGCCCCUGCAGUAGCACCUUCAACGAACCCAUUCCAAACCAAUAGUAGAGCAACAGCAGGCCUCUCAGGAGCAAUGCAUUCUCACAUAUUUCCUCAGGCUCACUUUGCAGCAACAUUUGGCACAGCAUCCAUGAGCAUGCCUGCAGGAUUUGGAACACCUGCCUCAUACAGUCUUCCUACUAGCUUUAGUGGUAACUUCCAGCAGCCUGCCUUCCCAGCCCAGGCAGCCUUUCCUCAGGCUGCUUUCGCCCAACAAACUAAUGGUGCAGGCUUUGCCGCAUUUGGACAGGCAAAACCAGUAGUAACCCCAUUUGGACAAGUUGCAGCUGUUGGAGUAUCUAGUAAUCCUUUUAUGGCAGGUGCACCAGCAGGGCAAUAUCCAACAGGAAGUUCAUCAACCAAUCCUUUCUUAUAGCCUUAUAGACACUUUACCUAAAAACUCUUAUGUGACCACAUAACAUCUCUGCGCCUCUUGCACUGUUGUCUUGUUUCACUGAUCUUAGCUUUAAACACAAGAGAAGUCUUUCAGGAAAAAAAAGCCUGCAUUGUGUAUUAAACCAAGAAACACCAGGUAAUGGGCAAAACAGAGGGUGGUGGUAACAUCCUUUCAUCUGUGCAUUGGCAGGAGAAUGUUAGCGGUAUCAUGUAUAUUAAAAUUGGCUAAUAUUAAGUUAUUGCAGAUACCACAUUCAUUAUGCUGCAGUACUGUACAUAUUUUUUUCUUAGGAAUUAGUUAUUUGUGCAUAUCAGUAUUUGUAACUUUUAACACAUUGUUAUGUGAAAAACGUUACGGGAAAAUAGAUCAGCCACUUUAAGGUGCUGUUGUAUCUCUUGGAAUGAAUGGCCUACAUCAUUUUAACCAUUGCGAUUGGAAGUUAUGAGUUCAAAAUUGAAGGUUUUAUUCAUUUCUCAAAGUGUUUUUCCUUUCCUAAAGAGCUCUUCUAUUUAUACAUGCCUAAAUUCUCUAUAAUGUAGAGGGAAACCUGUCUGCAUAAUAAAGCUGAUCAUGUUUUGCUACAGUUUGCAGGUGGAAAAAAAAUAAAACAUUAGAAAAAGUU